AUGAUUUUAACAAUAAUAGAAGCAAGAAAUCUAAUUUCUAACAGCUCAGAUGGUUCAGAUCCUUUUGUUAAAAUAACAGUAGCAAAUCUAACCUCUUAAGUAACUGAUAUGAAAAGCAAUGCAAACACAGUAGUAUUUAACUAAUCAUUUACAUUUAAAGAUUUAAAAUUAAAUAAAAUCGAAUUUGAAAAUUAGGAAAUAUUAAUUUAAGUUUUUGAUUAAAAUCCUUUUAAAUAAAACGAAUUAGUAGGUCAGCAAUCUAUAGGAAUUUCGACUCUUUAUAAAUCUAACAACCACGAAUUUUUUAAAGUUUGGCUUCCUUUAAUAAAUCCAUAAUAUGGAAUAUAAUCUAGAGGAGCUUUACUUAUAUCUUGUUAUAUUAUAGGAGUGUCUGACAGACCUCCGGUACAUGAUAUAAAUGAGUACAAUGAAAAUAAUGAUGUGUUUUUUUUUAAUAAUAUCCCUGAUGAAUAAUUAACUAAUGAAUAACUUUAAUUAAAAUAAAAUUUAAAAAAAGGAGUUGUUUCUCUUCCUAAACCUGAAAUUAUUAACGAUAAACUUUAAUUUUUAGUAUCUAUUGUAAGAGGAGAAGAUUUUCCGAUUCUUUAAUAUUCAUCAUAUUUAUUUCUUGUAGAGUAGGAAGUAAUGUAUUAAUAACUUAAGUAGUAAAGAAUUCUCAAAAGCCAAGCUAUCAAGCCAGAAUGGUUUUCCCUAUUUAUUUUCCAGUUUUUAAUGAUAGAAUUGUUAUGA
Molecule: messenger RNA, 750 nt
Organism: Ichthyophthirius multifiliis
Lineage: Eukaryota; Ciliophora; Oligohymenophorea; Hymenostomatida
Exons: 3
Biological process (GO): plasma membrane organization
Source: RefSeq, a predicted model, not a curated record